CGAAUUGUCAAAAUUGACGUCUUACGGAUUACUCAUGCAAUUUACAAAUAAUUGCAUUAAAUAUUAUAGUUAGACGACGUAUUUCAAACGGUAUCAUUUAAAUAAUAAGAUCAUGAACAGAUUAUUCGGAAAAGGAAAACCUAAAGAGCCUGGUCCAAGCAUUGCUGAUUGCAUUACUGGGGUGGAUCAAAGAGCUGAAUCAGUGGAAAAGAAGAUUGCAACGCUUGAGAAUGACCUGAGAAAGUUUAGGGAUCAAAUGUCUAAGAUGAGGGAAGGCCCAGGUAAAAACGCUGUUAAAGCGAAAGCAAUGCGAAUAUUAAAGCAGAAAAAGAUGUAUGAAAACCAAUUGGACAAUUUAAGAGGUCAAUCGUUUAACAUGGAACAAGCCAACUAUGCCCAUCAAGCUCUUAAGGAUACCCAUACAACAGUUGUAGCAAUGAAAGAUGGCAUGAAGCAAAUGAAAAAGGAAUUCAAGAAAAUCAACAUUGAUGAUAUUGAUGAUGUUCAAGAUGAGAUGGCUGAUUUGAUGGAACAAGCCGAUGAAGUACAAGAGGCUCUUGGCAGAACUUAUAACACACCUGAACUUGAUGAUGAUGAGCUGGCAGCUGAAUUGGAUGCCUUGGGUGAUGAGAUGGCUUUAGAUGAUGAUCAGAGUUAUCUUGAUGAUGUUUUAAAGGCUCCAGAAGUGCCCAGCAGCAACAAACCAGAUGCCAAUAAAGACAAAACCAACAAGGAUGGAGUUGAAGUAGAUGAGUUUGGCUUGCCUCAAAUACCAUCCCAGUCACACCACUAACAUAAAAGUCAAAUGUCCAUUUGGUGGGUAAUUAAGAUUUCAUAAAUAAAAUGUAUAUGCUUUAUUUUGUAUAAAUACACAGCUUUUUAGAGUUGUAAAAUAAACUUUAAUCACUUUAAAUAUAAGUAUAAAAAUCAAGAAACUGGCAAUUAUGUAACACAAUACAGCAUAAAUUAUAUUCUCAGUUAAGUAUUUUAUAUGUUUAAAGUUUGUUCUUUUUUUAAUAUAACUGUGAUUGUUUUGUAUAGAAAAAUAA
Brassicogethes aeneus is the source of this 1049-nucleotide messenger RNA. The record is from the annotation of a GenBank genome assembly. Lineage: Eukaryota; Metazoa; Arthropoda; Insecta; Coleoptera; Nitidulidae.